AUGCGCGAGCUGGUUGGUUGCGGUUUAACUGCGCAAGAACCAGAAACUGUUUCUAAUGACGAUGAACCGUUAUCUGACGAUAGUGUUGCCUCUGAGGAUAAAGAAUACUGCAGCGAUCACGAUUCUUCUUCUGAAAUUGAGACAGAAAUAGAAGAUGAAUGUUCACUGUCAACAACAGAUUGUUAUAUAGGUAAAGAUAAAGUAACAAAAUGGGAAAAGACAAAAUAUCGGCAAAAUGUUAGGAAACCUUCAAAGAAUAUAAUUAGCAAGCUUCCAGGUAAUACACCUUAUUCAAGAAAUGUCGUUUCUCCCGUAGAUGCAUGGAGUAUUCUCUUCGAUAGCAAUAUGCUAAAUAUGAUGGUGCAGUGCACAAACAUUUAUAUCGAAUCCAUUCAAGAACGUUUUACUCGAGAGCGAGAUGCAAAGAAGAAAGAUGAAAUAGAAAUAAAAGCAUUUCUUGGACUACUAUACUUAUGUGGAACUCACAAAUCAUCGCACACUAAUUUGAAAGAUUUAUAUGCCACUGAUGGAACCGGGAUCGACUUAUUUCCUAAAACCAUGAGUCGCAAUCGAUUCCUCUUUUUGAUGAGAUGUUUACGCUUUGACAAUAUCAAUGAUCGUCAAAGUAGAAGAGAGAUAGAUAAAUUGGCUCCCAUCAGGAAUUUUUUUGAAACAUUUGUAACAAAUUGUAAAAAUGCGUAUUCUGUUGGAGAAUUUGCCACUAUUGAUGAAAAACUUGAAAAUUUUCGGGGGCGGUGUGGAUUCAGGCAGUAUAUGCCAAAAAAACCUGCUAAGUACGGCAUCAAGAUAUUUGCAUUGGUAGAUUCCAGAGUUUUUUAUACCUGGAAUAUGGAGAUCUAUGCUGGUAAGCAACCUGAAAGACCCUUCAAAAUAGACUGUAGUUCGAAAGCCAUUGUGAUGCGGUUGAUGAAACCGCUUUUCAAUUCUGGACGUAACGUGACAACUGCUAACUUGUAUACGGGAUAUGAGCUAGCACAAGAACUUUUGAAAAGCAAAAUUACAAUUGUUGGAACACUUAGACAAAAUAAAAGAGAAAUACCUCCUGCAUUUUUGGUUAGAAAGGAGUUGUACUCCUCAGUCUUUGGGUUUCAAAAAGAAACUGCAAUUGUUUCGUAUUCUGCAAAAAAGAACAAGAAUGUAGUUAUGUUGUCCACAAUGCAUACUGAUGAUAAAAUAGACGAAACUACCAUGGAAUUGAAGAAACCAGAUAUAAUCACGUUUUAUAAUCUUACGAAAGGUGCUGUGGAUGUUGUCGAUGAAAUGGCUGCAGCAUACACUACUGCAAGAGUAUCAAAUCGCUGGCCAAUGGUUAUUAUGUUUUCAAUUUCGAAUGUGGCCGGUAUUAAUUCUAGGAUUUUGUUGAUGUCCACGAAAAAUCCUCCCACACAGUUCAGUAACAGACGUUUAUUCUUGAAAACACUGGGACUCGCUCUUUCAGAACAACACAGAAACCGUAAGCCUCAAGAAUAA
Molecule: messenger RNA, 1491 nt
Organism: Argiope bruennichi
Lineage: Eukaryota; Metazoa; Arthropoda; Arachnida; Araneae; Araneidae
Exons: 2
Coding region: 1-1491 (496 amino acids)
Source: RefSeq, a predicted model, not a curated record